Molecule: messenger RNA, 1720 nt
Organism: Sesamum indicum (sesame)
Lineage: Eukaryota; Viridiplantae; Streptophyta; Magnoliopsida; Lamiales; Pedaliaceae
Product: F-box protein At3g07870
Molecular function (GO): protein binding
Source: RefSeq, a predicted model, not a curated record
CAUCGCCAUCAGCCGCUAUCAGUUCUUAGAGUAAACGCAAUGAACCUUUUAUUACACUCAACUAUGUCUAUGUGUCUGAAGAGUCCUAGGUCCCUUGGAAUCUCAAUCUUCUCGUAUUUAACGAGUGUCGUGCAAGAAUUUCAUAUAAUGGUUAUUAAUGGAUAGAUCAGUUAUUGCAAUAAAGCAACAACCCCAACCUAAAAGCCUUCCCACCUAAGUUAACAGCAGGCCACAGCAAACUUCAGGCCGGUUACUUUUUUCCAUAAUGCCUGCACAUGACCCACACUCUUCUAUAUAUUCAUCCACAUGGGGUAGCUUUCCUACAUCACCCACAAACCAGCCAAAUUCUAUUCAAGAAAGCAUGGAGAAACAUCAGCUGUUCUUGAUGAAUCUUCCCACUCAUAUCAUGCUUGAGAUCCUCACAAGACUUCCUCCUAAGACCAUCUUCAUCUGCAAACGUGUUUGCAAGGCGUGGCUCGAGCUGAUCAACGAUCCUCAUUUUGCCACCUUGCAUUUUUCCCGGUGCAGGGCCGGCCUGGUGGUCCACCACUCCGAGAUGUUCAAGAAGUACUUCAAGCUGGUUGAUUUUGAAGAUGCAUAUGACCACCAUGAUCUUCCCCAUGAUACCAUGCUGAAGUUCAAUGUCAACAAGCUGAGCAGCUUUUUUGAUGCUAAUAUCGUGGUUGACGGCUCGGCCAACGGCUUUCUUUUCAUGCGGGACAUCAAUUAUAAGCAUGAAACGUUGUAUAUAUGCAACCCUCUUACACGUGAAUAUAUCGAACUUCCUAAGCCUCGAAGGAUCGCUAGGUACCCCAGUGUCGUCACUCAUGGAUUUGGUGUGGCGUCGAAGAGUGGAGAAUACAAAGUGGUUCGAAUUUUCCACGAGCGUGAGCUUGAUCCAAGAACCCGUGCUUGCCGAAGGGUUCCUUCCUCUGAGUGUCAAGUUUACACUCUUGGAACAGGGGCGUGGAGGACAGUCGGGGAGGCGCCAUUUUCUUACAACAGUCGUCUCCUCGGGUUGUCUUUCCGGGGCAAUCUUCACUGGUUGAUAGAAGAUUUGGAGGGCUAUGAGCUGAUUUCUUGUUUCAAUCUUGAAACUGAGAUGUUUCAGCCAUUUCCUCCUCCUUUUCCAAGCAGGAAGCUUCUGGGGAGCUUAGCAGUCUUAGGUGACUGCUUGUGCUUAUGUGAUAACAGUUCAGAGUUUGAUAUUGACAUUUGGGUGAUGAAAGAAUAUGGAGUGGAGAAAUCAUGGGCUAAAGAGAUUGUGAUCAGAAAGAUUCCGGAGCUUGCUGGCCCAUCAUUUGAAAUAGUUCAGGCUAUCAAGAUUUUCACAGAUGGUACCAUUCUGCUUCUGUGGGGUGAUUUCUUUAUGCUCUAUUACUGCAGCAAAACUGGAACUGCUAAAGAAGUUGACUUGGAGCAACCUAGUGGGCCUAAUAGCAUUGAGGCAAUACACUAUGUCCCAAGCUUCUUCUCUCUAAAGAGAUUUCUUUUGGAGAAUAUGAGUCCAUUCUGAUCAUCCAAACAGGGACGAGAAAAGUUAUUGUUAGUGUGAAAGGUAUAAGAUUCUAUAUGGGAUUGUUCUAAAGCAGCUAUAGCAUAGAUACAGAUAAGGAUCCGACGAGAAAGGUGAUUGUAUUUCAGACAGGUAAGUGCCAUGUAAUAUGAUCAGUUUCAGUUUUUGAGAUGCCAGUGUUCUAUGUGUUAUAUAAUUAAACCA